This is a messenger RNA of Echinostoma caproni, 339 nucleotides long. Lineage: Eukaryota; Metazoa; Platyhelminthes; Trematoda; Plagiorchiida; Echinostomatidae. The record is from the annotation of a GenBank genome assembly.
AUGACUCGAUCAGGUCCAUAUGGAGCGAAAUCGAAACGCAAGCGACCGAAGCGGUGUACUCUCGGUAUCUAUCACACGGGAUCUGUUAUUUUGUUCAUCGGCAUUAUCGUGGCUAUUGUCGGAGUGGCCACGAGUCGCCUAUUCCAUGUGUAUGUGUACGACCAUCGGAAGCCAGCUCGUUUCCUGCAUGUGCACAUUCCCGUGGGGCUCUUCUCUCAGGACGCGGAGGUCACGUGGCUCUCAUUAGCUCAAGAUAAGCUACCUUAUGGUUUGGAAUUAAACGAUCUACAACAGUUGGGCGGGUCGUCUGAAGGGUAUAAUCGUUUAUGGGGAAAAUAG